AUGGCACCGGAAGAUCACGCUAUAUGCGCGACUACCACUUCAGCACAGUCAAAGCCCUUCCGCCUCCUAGACCUCCCACCCGAGCUUUGGAGCAAAAUUGGCAGAGUGGCAGUGGAUGAAGUCCCACGUAUCGAUUCAUAUGCCAUCAGAAAACCUUCAAUGGAUGCCGAAGUGUAUGGAGCCAACCGAAAGCCUUGCACUGGCGACCACCAACCACCCAUCACGCGCGCCUGCGCCGCCCUACGCCACGAGCUCUUACCAUACUACUACAAGUCUCGAGUCGAUGUCGCCAUCUGCCGUAGCACAAGAUGGCUCGUCAAGAACACUGGCAGGUGGCUCCGAGCCAUUGGACCUGCGAACAGGAACCUUGUGCGUGGAAUAAAGGUCAGGAUUGAGGCUCCUCCUACUCAUGUGGAGGGUCUAGCGAGACUCGGGCAUCACUGCCAAUAUUCAUCGUGCAAGUCUGGCACGAGUGUCAGAUGCCCCGAGAAUAAUUUUGUCGAGCUCGUGGAGGAAGAGUGGAAGCUGAAGGUCGUUCUGGUGGAGGAGGAGGCGGCAGAAGAUUGCAGCGACAGCAAGUUGUAUCGCAUCAUGGUGGAGGAGUAA
Fulvia fulva is the source of this 606-nucleotide messenger RNA. RefSeq lists its product as uncharacterized. The record is from RefSeq and is a predicted model, not a curated record. The transcript has 2 exons. Bases 1 to 606 code for a protein of 201 amino acids. Lineage: Eukaryota; Fungi; Ascomycota; Dothideomycetes; Mycosphaerellales; Mycosphaerellaceae.